AAAAGAGGAAAACAAAAGGUCCUUUUCUCCCUGUGUUGCUCGGUCUCUUCGGAAAUGUCGACGGGUGCGUGUGAGAUUUUCCAAACGUAGUGCAUUUUUGGAGAAUCCGACACGGGUGCAUCACCAUUUAUCCUCUCUAUCUCGCAAGGUAGCGGUAAGACUUGAACAAAUCAUUCUCGAUUACAUGUUUAAAAGAGGUUUCCAUCAGACUGGCGCGGUAUUCUUCUGCGAACUGUUUACCAAUCAAAAUCAUGAUGCCAUCGAUUCUCCUCAUGAAGCAUUUCUGCAAGCGUGUUGGGGUAAAUUUUAUGAAGCAUACAACUUUAUCUUCCCUGACGUUCCUUUAUUUGCUGCCGAAUCCUUUGAUAAGGUCGAACAGACUCUGGAAAAUGUUGUGGCUGAUAGCGGUCCCGCAAAUCAAUUCUAUGCUUCUGAUCAUACGGGAGCAAACAUCUCUAAUGUGAUGCCGUCACCUCAUUUGACGGCAUCCUCUGCUGUGAUGGAAUCUAGCGGCCCUGAUCAUAUGGACGCUAGAUUUUUAGACUUGUUGUCAUCUUUUGAUGCCUUUUAUGCUUUACCGGAUUUAUCAGACUUACAGCUUCCUGGCGAUCAAAUGCAGCAAAUGCCAACUAUUCCUCCAGAGUGGAAUGCAAGAGAUGACAUACCUGGCAUAAACUGGGGAGAACCUACUCGAAUGGAACCAAAUAAUCAUGCCCCUGCUAAUGUUUUGCCUGCUUCACCAGAAUUUUCUGAUGCGGGGAACAGCAGAUCUCUCCAACAAGCAUCUCAUCAAGGAUGGCCAUCUGUUGAUGUUUUGCCAAAUGUUGCAGUUCAAACAUUGGAUCCUGCCUCUGCAAGUUCUGGUGAUUUCUUUUGUAUGCUCACUCAAGCUAACUCGAGUGGAAAAGAUGCAGGCAUGCUUGGUGAUACAAGAAGAACUCCGGAGAAUCUACCAGCUGACCAGCAAAUAAUUGCUUCUAUGGGAGGAGUUAUGAGAAAUUCUGGAAAGCAACCUGCAGUGCAGAGUGGCAGAAAGAGGAAAACUCUAUCGAGUUCUCUGGCACCUGUUGGGAGAGAGAAAGCUACUGCCGUUGGUCUGGUUGAUGCAUUGACGGAAAGUUUUGCUGCGCCUGCACACACUCAAGCUGAACGGGAAGUCAUCUCUUUCAAAGAGAUUAAUAACCUUCAAACAAAGAGUAAGCUCCUAUGUUGCCACUUCAACUCACAAGGAGAUUUGUUGGCUACUGCUGGAGAAGAUGGGAAGGUUCUGAUUUGGGACUUGGGAAAUGGCAAUGUUAAUUCUGGAGAAGGUCAUGCUCACUUUGUUACAGAUAUCCGUUUUAGACCAAACUCAACGGUGUUUGCAACAUCUUCCUUUGACAGAACUGUGAUGAUAUGGGAUGCAGCCAAGCCAAGCAACCCUUUCCAAAACCUUGUCGAGCAUACUGGGCAUGUGAUGUCAAUAGAUUUUCAUCCAACAAAUGUGGGUCUCCUCAGUUCUUGUGAUAGCAAUGAUGAUAUUAGACUGUGGGAUGUCAGUACGGGCGAUUUCAAACUCAUUUUAAAGCUCUUGGUACAGAUGCAGGGAGGUGGUAAACAAGUUAGAUUUCAACCUCAACUUGGGGACACUUUGGCAGUUUCGAGCAGAAAUAUUAUAAAUAUCUUUGAUGUCGAAACUAACAAUAUCCAAAAAAAGUUACAAGGACACGUCAAAGACGUCCAUUCAAUCUGCUGGGAUAUGAGUGGAAAUUUCAUGGCAUCCGUUUGUGAGGAUAGUGCACGGAUAUGGUCUGUUAGUGAAGGAAAGUGUAUACAUGAACUGCGCUCCAGUGGCAAUAAGUUCCAGUCGUGCACUUUCCACCCUCGGUACGGUCAAGUGUUGGUGAUUGGUUCGGAUAAGUUUCUGGAGUUGUGGAAUCCAAUCUCCCAGAGCAACAUAACUUGGCCAUGCAGUGCACCUGAUGGUAUAAUUUCUUCAUUAGCAGAUUCACCUCCGAAUGGAACCAUAGCUUCAGUGAGUCAUGACCAGUGGAUCAAGAUAUGGCAAUGACGUUUCUUUGUUGAUCAAGAAACAACAAUCAUUUUUUCUUCUUCUUUCUCUUGUUCAAAUUACAUCAAUAUCUGAAUGAAACCUUUCGCUAACAACUAACAAAGGUGCAUUAGAGACCAAGGAAGGUGACAAUAUUCUUGGCGAAUCACAUGUAAUGAGUUAUCCGAAAGGCUGUAUCAGUCACAAACUUUGACCAUUGUUUGAAACUCAUCUGUUCUAUUU
Molecule: messenger RNA, 2272 nt
Organism: Lycium barbarum (goji berry)
Lineage: Eukaryota; Viridiplantae; Streptophyta; Magnoliopsida; Solanales; Solanaceae
Exons: 17
Coding region: 185-2050 (621 amino acids)
Molecular function (GO): transcription corepressor activity; protein binding
Source: RefSeq, a predicted model, not a curated record